AUUGUUGACAUUCGAUUUGUUUAUAAUGUGCGUCGUACUGCAGUUUUGCCGUGUGAUUUCCACGAAAACUAUUGCACCUCCUUGAAAUUUAGUUACAUGAAUCUUCCCGUACAUUGGCACAGUAUAAAAUGCUGUUUCGAACAUUCCUCUGCAUGUUACGACCGUCCAGACAGUUCAUUCGACUUGGACGAAACAUGCACAACAUGUCUCCGAUAGGGAGUGAAAAGUUGGGCGCUAAUGGGAAAAAACCGUUCACGGUCUUCGUGGAAGGUAACAUUGGAAGUGGUAAGACGACGUUCCUGAACCAUUUCCAAAAGUUUGAUGAUAUCUGCCUGCUGACCGAGCCGGUGGAGAAGUGGCGCAACUGUGGUGGUGUCAAUCUGCUGGAUCUGAUGUACAAAGAGUCUCAUCGUUGGGCGAUGCCAUUCCAGACGUACGUGACGCUAACGAUGCUUGGAAUGCACACGCUUCAGACGGACAAAUCGGUCAAACUAAUGGAGCGAUCAUUGUUCAGCGCGAGAAACUGCUUUGUGGAGAGUAUGCUGGCGUCCGGAUCGUUGCAUCAAGGCAUGUACAAUGUUCUCCAAGAGUGGUACGAUUUUAUUUGUUGCAACAUUCACAUACAGGCGGACCUAAUUGUGUAUCUUCAAACGAGCCCUGAAGUGGUGUACGAACGGAUGAAGGAACGGGCCCGCUCGGAAGAAAGCUGCGUUCCGCUCGAGUACCUCAAAGAAUUGCAUGAACUGCAUGAAAACUGGCUCAUUCAUGGCGCGUCACCUCGUCCCGCUCCGGUGUUGGUGUUGAAUGCGGACCUUGAUCUGAACACGAUCGGCACGGAGUACAAACGGUCAGAGAUGAGCAUAUUGAAGCCAAUUCUAAUAGAAAAUACCAACCAGCACGCAAUACUUACAUCGCCAGCAAAGCGCGCCAAGACGGACUUUUGAAUCCC
Messenger RNA from Anopheles maculipalpis, 949 nucleotides. Its product is annotated as deoxynucleoside kinase. NCBI's taxonomy places the organism in Eukaryota, Metazoa, Arthropoda, Insecta, Diptera, Culicidae. The record is from RefSeq and is a predicted model, not a curated record. Bases 129 to 944 code for a protein of 271 amino acids. Gene Ontology annotation, cellular component: mitochondrion; cytoplasm. Gene Ontology annotation, molecular function: deoxynucleoside kinase activity. The transcript is spliced from 5 exons.